CUCCUAUGUAUGCAAUCCAGCCGUCGCCUCCCGUCCUUCCUCAAUUACGCAUCCUCUAUCCAUCUAUAUAGGCCGGCCUGUGCAUGAACAUGACUUGCUCUCUUUUUACUCCUUUUUUCGUCAUCUCUUCCACUCAACUAUUGUUGGUUGGCACCGCCGUUUACUGGAGACUUAACUUGAUGAUAUUUACAUGCAUGCUUGCUUGCAUUUUACAUACAAUUUUCAAGCUUUGUUUUUUUUUUCCCCUUUCUACCUACUGUUGUGACGUGUCUGUGGGUUUCCGGGCUUUGUAUGUGUGUGCAUCACCCAUGGCUGCUAGCAUUUGGGUCACGAUUGCCUUUUUGUUUUUGUCUGUUUGUAUCAUCGUGUGUGAUCGGGUUGAACGAAUUCAUUUGACUGAGGGUCUGUUUACACUUUACACUGGUUUAGGUAGUUCAUGGGUAGGUUUGUAUAUUUCGGGUUUUCAUGGUAGUUGGGUUUGGGCAUCCGCGGUUACUACUUGAUUAACCUGAUGCUCUCCGGGACGAGCUAGUGAGGGGUUCUUGAGAUGCAAGGAGGGGAGUAGAUAUUAGCGAUAGGCAGGGUCAAGGCCGAUCCUCUUGUGAUAACAUUUUCCAUUAUUCUGUUUGAAUUGAGAUCUCUAAUAAAUCGCCCGAAAGGGUAUGGUAUGGUGUCCAUCUUCUUAUGAACUAUACAAAAAGCCUGAA
Messenger RNA from Aspergillus vadensis CBS 113365, 707 nucleotides. RefSeq lists its product as uncharacterized. The record is from RefSeq and is a predicted model, not a curated record. Lineage: Eukaryota; Fungi; Ascomycota; Eurotiomycetes; Eurotiales; Aspergillaceae. The transcript has a single exon. The coding region runs from base 84 to 503 and encodes 139 amino acids.